GUCCUCUUUUUCAAACCCCAACUACGAAUAACCGAUCAUCUGAUCGUCCUUUUUCGUAGAGGUUCGAAGAGCGUGCAUUAACAGCGAGAACAGUUUGUUACUUUUCGAUAGAUAAGUACAUCUCCAUUGAGCUUCAGAACAACAGGUAAAAAUUUCUGGUAUUAUCUAUCUCGAGAAAAAGAAAUUGUGAUAUUUCUUCAACAACAUAGACCUACACACACGGGACACGGAGGAAAUCCUCGUGGUCCUACUUUUUCUUUCAAAAAGGACAAUCGAUUCGACUUCUACUCACAAGGCGAAAUACAGCGAACUUCCUCCACCUAAGUAGUACAAUACAACUUUCAACUCUACCUACACGAAGACUGGAUACAAGAACGAACAAGAUGAAAAAACUUUCUCCGGCGUGUCUUGUACUUGGAGUCGGCUUUCACCCGACGGGGGUGAGCGGUGACCGCGUGGCGCCAGAUGCGGGUGAUACUGAGGCCGAGCGCAUGCCACUGGCUGAGUGGGGAGCAGCUGGCAUUCCGGUACCUGUUCGAGUGGUGCGUCCAGAUGGUCGCGGAGGCGUCAAAUUUACAACGGUAUCAAGCUAAAACUUGAAAUUUACUGGUGGUUAAAUAUUUACUUAGUACUUGUUGUUCGUAAGUAGUCAGGAGUGAUAAUCCAAAACAAAUACUACAUUCGACAUAGUUACUGUCUAACAAGAUUGAGAUUGAUCGAAUCCUUCAUGUAAGUAUUCACAUUCAGCGAGCUGUCAACGUAAUCCAAAAGAAGAGUCGGCAGAUGCAUUUACUCAACAUGAAAUAGAUUUUCUUUAUUCUACUUUCUCAACGUCACCCUCAAGCACAAAUAUCACAAUAUAUCAAGGACAGUUCUGGAGCACUUCACUUACAUACAUUUCAUCAUCAUCCACCUCCGCUCCUAAUUAUGUUAAUGACUCAUAAACUACAGGAAGCCUCGCACACGGCCGACCCAUGGUGGCAACCCAAAGCAGUGCUCCAGUACAUCAUGGAUAGUAAAAUGGAACAGGCACAGUCGCGCAAUAUCACCUUUGCCGACGCGUUCAAUAAGACAUUAUGACGGAGUAGUGGUUAUUGAUUCGAGCUUAGGUUCUGCGGUCGUCGUCAGCAAAACGACUCAGCAUGCCUCUUCCUAUUUAUUUUAAUCUUUCGUUCAAAUCUUUCUAAGAGAAGCGGGAACCGGAAAGAACACUAAGCCUUAUGGGCCAUUGAUACACAAGAAGGGUCGGGUUGUGACUCGCGGCCAGCUUGCUUUGGGGGGCAGCAUCAAUGCGAACCAGGACCCACGUGCGGCAUCUCUGCUCAUCUCAGAGCAUGGUCGGAAGCCUGCAGAAUCGUACCCGACAAUCCAGAAAUCCCUUAUGAAGAAACGUCCGCUACUGCUACUAACAAUGUGUAUAAAGGUACCUCCUUCCUAUGUGUAAGAAGGAGGUACACGACAGAAGAAGGAGGAUGUGUAAGAAAGAUCUCAAAGAUGGACAAGAGCGAAGAUUACUCGUUUCAUCCAAGAUAAAGAUAGACAACAUCAACAGGGGAAAAUCGAAGUAUUGCAUAAGUAGGUAACUUCCAGCACGCCCUCAACGAGCCAAAAACGUUCUCACUGAUAACAUCCCACGAUCUUCAAUCAUCUAUCACGACCUCACCUCCUUAAAACACCUCACGUCUUUAUCCACUUAUGUCCCUGUUCAUACUCGAGAAGGACAGCGGCCUCACUCCUCGGGAAUUUUGGUUGCAAGCAAACACGUUCAAUUUGUUGACGGAGGAGGAAACACGAAUUGAACGCAGUCGAGGAGGUCCGAUAAAGUCAACACGUGUCUGGACGCCAGCUAAACUUAAGGCUAUCUCGUCUAGUGAACUGCUCAUCUCUUCUUUCUAUACAAAGUAAGAGAUUGGUGAAGAUCCCUCAACGAACAAUACAUAGUAUCUAUAAAGGUAACUUUUUCAUCCCUUAUUUUUCUCCCUUCAUGAUGAGUAUAAAAAAGGGAAUACUCUUGAUCUUGAGGUACGAUCCUUCCCCAGAGGCAAGAAAGAUGAAUAUGAAUUCGGGAUACAUAGCUCUAAUGAAGAUGGGAGAGGAGACGAGGAGACGACAAGUGAAAGCGAGGAUGGCGUCGAAGGAGACUAUCAUAGUGGUCUUAUGAUUUCAGAUGAGAAAGAUAUUUGAUAAGAGUACUUGUAAGUAGUGAGAUGAAUUCUUGAACAAGUCGAGAUAAGAAUCUCACUUUAAUCUGAUCACGUUGGAGAUUGAUCAUAGACUCUCUGGACUGGUUUGUUCUCCGUCAUAAAUCCUAGAUUAGUCCCUCCAACCAAUUAGACUAUCAGAGUAUUGGUUCAAAGAUUGAUUUUGCUAAAGGCUUUUUUCAGAUUUGUUAAUGUAAUGCAUCUGUAUCUGUUGAAAUAUUCGGAUUUUGAUGAGGAUUAAUGUAGUAAGUUAGUCUAAUGAAUAUAGCGCAGACGGGUCAGAAGAGGAGAGUGGGGAAGAGCACGAUCAUGAACACAAUGACGGAUCGGAUCACGAAGACGAGGAUAUACACACGGAGCAUCACCACGAGAAGAAGAAAAAGAAGCACCACAAACGCGAGUUGACACCGCUUGAUUUCUUGAAGUUAUGAAUCGGGGAAGAAUUGUCAGACUCAGAGUUACUGACAAUACUAUUUUUUAAUCUGAAAAUGAAAAGCAAAAUCCUCACUACUUAUACAGGAACAAGUUACACAGAAUCAAUGCACAUCGAGCAGGCUAGCAUCCGAAAAUUCCUUCCUCUGUGCUCCGAGACCAGGCGCCUUAUCUUGGUUACAAAAAACUAGAUACAUUGUCAUUGUGUUCUUGAGCUUUAAAUGUAUAUAUGAGACCCAUUUUCCACCUCCACGUCCUUGCAUAAAGCCCCUUUCUCCGGUCCUUCUUUCAUUUCUUACCGAGCUCUUUGGCGACUCGACAUAUAAGGGGCACCGACAUUACCGCUGGACCAGUUUUCACAAUUGGUUCGGUUCCUUCCUCCUCGAUUACUUGGUGCUUUGCAUGGACUUCUGUGCCCUUCUCGGAGGCAUUGCCCUCUUCCGGUCUGUCGCGGACGCAGGCGUACGAGGACUCAGCAUACAGGUCGCCAAAAUGAAUUUGAGUAUCAAGAGUAGAGAUAUUUAUAUAAACUAACGAAGAUAUGAUCGAUAUCCAAUGAAUCUACUCGUCGUGAAGAUAGUGAGCUUUUUUAGUUAUAUUUUCCUUCCCAAUAAACAAGAAAAAUACACUUCUUCUAGUAGCUAGUACAACAACAACGAACAACUCAUUAUUGCUAAGUACAAGCAUACAACGAUCCCACCAACAGAGCGCAUGCGUUGCUGCUGUCGUGAAGAUGAUGCAUUUCAUCGUUCAAGUGGAACACGCAGACGAGAACCCAACCGAACGCAGUGAUGCGGAAAUAACGAUGUUUAACUACAAGGGUCUCGUCUUACCUCAGGGAGGCUUUCUCUUCAUAAAUCUCCUCUCAGCAGUUAUUGCUAUCGCAGCGGUCGUCGUGGUCUCGCAGAAGGUACUUAAACAUGACAUUUUGGUUGAGUGCCUUGAGUUCUUUGAGAUACAUCAUGAUACAUACUUUUCAUGAUGGUUUUUGUUCGUGUCUGUCAGACAAAGAAAUGUAUCAUGGUACAGAGAACAAAUAUAGACGAUCAACUUCGAGAUCCGACUUGCAACAACAUGAACUACAAACUCCACAAAGUUAGAACUUUUCGAUAUUUCAUCUCAGGCGAUCGGAUUGGAUUACGUGGGUGACAAUUUUGGUGAUUCCGUGACGUUAGCCUUCCUGUCGUUCGCGUUCGGUCGAAAAUUCGCGAAGCACCUGUUCGACGCCCACUGCACCAAAUUCCGCUUUGCAUCUAUUUUCGCGAGUUGCUUUGCCGUGGUUUUGGGGUGGUUCGUCUUCCGAAGGAUGUUCCUGGAUGGCCGCUUCUUCCCGGUAAAUCCGAAUGCGCCAGCGGUGUUCCCGCGUGAACUCGUCGUUGCAAGCACGUUCGAGGCGGCUAAUGUAUCUUGUCUUUCGUUCUUGGAAUUCAUUUUCGAUCUUGUUUAUCCUCAGAGACAACUUCUUAAGAGCCGUCGUCCUAGCAAUCUUGAACUUGUUCUUUACCCAUUUUGAUUAAAGAUUAGGAAGAGAGAAACAUCGUCUCUCAACACCAACAUAACACAAUCAGAUCGUCCUGGUAAUCCCGCAAUUGCGCGUGAUGCGUACGGAAGGUCAUACGCCUGCACUUUUGGGUGAUUCGCUCAUGCUCCAGGCCUUGGGCAAAUUCUUCCGCUUCUUGUUCUUCGUCGUGCUGCCCUACUUCCGCAAGUGCUCUUUUAGUGACGUGCUUUUCUCAGUCGUGUCAGAAAUCGUCAACGUACUCCUGAUGGCAGACUUCGCAUACUUUAAGGAAACUUUCUAUCAAUGAAUCUACACUUAAAGUAGGACAGUUUUUAUGAAGGUCCUUCGCGUAUGUCUGAGAGGCAGUUGUUUUAGAAAGGUGGUUCUAGGUUGCCUGAUUGCGGACUUCGCAACUUGACUCAUUCGUACUACUUUUAGGUUAUCAAUACACACGACCUACCAAAAAUAGUGUUACUCAAUCAAAUUCAAAGCAAGACCAAACGGAAAAUUUUUGCUUGCGCUAAUGUUUGCUACUUCCGAUUCCGAUUGAUGCCACGCCUUCAGAGAAAAGGCGAAGUCGAUCCUGGAAAAAUGAAUCAGUCGGCGGUCAACAUAAUCCCGACAAAAGAGCUGACGGGAACGAUCGCAGGUGGGCUGCAAGUCUACUAAGUGUCCUAUAAUAUCAUUGGGUAUAAUUUUUAGGUAGUAUCUAUUACUAGAACUAGAAAUAUAGAAUUUUCUUCUCUGUGUAUUAUAAGUAGAAGUAGAAUCAAUUAAGUAGAUACAUGUACAUUUGAGACUUAUGCCACGCCAUGAAAUAGAAAAUAAAAGAAGUGAAAGUGUCGUAAUUGUUGUAGUAAACCUGAAAUGGAAAAAAGUGUAUAACAAACAAGUCCAAGACACCAUCUUGACUCUAGACUAAAUACUAAGAUGCACAGAAAUUAUUUGAACAGUCUAAUCUCGUAGCACGACAUGACAAAAAAUGAAAUAGAGGACUUAACUAAGACUUCACCGCAUUCUCGCAGCAACAUCGAAUUCGCAAUGCAAAAAUUCAUGUGCCACGUAUGAAUGUACUCUGUCUUCAUUAUAAUGUCCUCCUUCCGAGAAAGCGUCAUAACGUAAUCAGAAUACGAUCGAUAUCAACGUAUGCCAUCUGUAUCAAAACUUCUUUUGGUUCAAUCAAUAAUCUAUCUAAUACGUAAGAACAAAAAUCUACCACUGCAUAAACGUAAUAAAUUGUAAAACUUUUCUGGAGAUUAUAUUUUGGAAUAAAAUUCAUCUAACAUAGAAGGUUCUACCUAUUUUAAAAAAAUGUACAACUACUCAUUGAAUCAUCGAUCCACACUCAUGAUCUAUCGACCAUGCAACUAUUUACAUUGGCGUCUUGACCAGUACCUACACAACAUGAUUAAGAACUCCGAAAGACUGAUAUCUAACGGGGGAACGAAGAAAGUGAUGUCCACAGAAUUUCGGUUGGAGUGAGUACCUUUCUAUAGGCAUGUGAUGACUGAAUCUCAAAAUGCUAGCUUUCCCUGUACAUCUGUUUGUUAAAAAUAAGCAUCAACAACGAAAAGUGUAUACAUCACAUUGUUUGAAAAUUCAGAACUAGAAUAAAUUUCUCUUGACUCACUGGAGCUCUCUUCGAAUGCAGCGAUACCCAUGCCUAUCAUCUAUUGGAGAUUAUUUGAAAAAGAGGCUGCAAGGACAAGCGAGGAGGUCGCAUUCGCUAACCUGUUGCAGUAG
Messenger RNA from Amoebophrya sp. A25, 5877 nucleotides. The record is from the annotation of a GenBank genome assembly. Lineage: Eukaryota; Dinophyceae; Syndiniales; Amoebophryaceae.